AUGAAGAACUCCGAGGAAUGGAAGCGAUACAAAAGACCACCUUCUGAACAAGAAUACUCUGAGGAUGUCAGUCAGCUCCGCCAUGGUCUAAAUGUAGAGCCUAGCAGGGAGGAGCUCAAUCAUUUGCCAAAGGCAUGCUGUCCGCUAUGGGAGCUUGACCUGAACCGUCUCCUUCCUGGUAACGACUACACAAUCGAAUGUGGCCAAGGGAAGAAGGUUUAUCAGAAGGGUGACAUGGCAUCUGAAAACUUGUUCAGCUGGCUGAAGGAUGACGUACUGCGGAGGCCUACAUACUGUCGCUUUUGUGCACUUGUGGACAACUACAACCCACGCCAAGGAUACAAGGAAUUAGUCACUCAGCAGGACAAGAAUGAAGAAGCUGCUUUUAUUGAGGAGAUUGCUAGAAGUGCACCAAUCAAAUACUUACACCGGUAUCUGGUGCUGAAGGGAAUCACGUCUCAGGACCAGAAGGACUUCAAGAAAAUGCUGGCAUCCCUGUGGUUUAAUUUGUAUGGAAGGGGUGAUGCUCUGGUAGCUCUUCUGCCUUUGAGCAUGUCUUUGUAG
Triticum turgidum subsp. durum (durum wheat) is the source of this 564-nucleotide messenger RNA. Lineage: Eukaryota; Viridiplantae; Streptophyta; Magnoliopsida; Poales; Poaceae. The record is from the annotation of a GenBank genome assembly.